Molecule: messenger RNA, 1302 nt
Organism: Styela clava
Lineage: Eukaryota; Metazoa; Chordata; Ascidiacea; Stolidobranchia; Styelidae
Source: RefSeq, a predicted model, not a curated record
AUGGAACCGUGUAAUGAGAUUGAAGACCCGACUUGUACGGAAGCUGACGAUUGUGAAGACUAUGAAGUAUGCUGUUCUACAGGUUGUGGAACGGCUUGUGUGGAUCUUUCAGAUCCAAAACCACCAGGAAAGAAGCCAACCCUUGCAUUAAUUGCGCUGCUUUUGUCCGCUCGCCGACAGCGACCUCCUGUAGCUACAGCAGUUCCCAUUGUACCAGUAGUCCCAAUUUGUCCGGUAUCCCCAAUUUAUCCAGUGUCGCCAAUAAUACCAGUGGCACCAAUUGGUUGUCCACCAAACCGAUGUAUUUGUUCAAGGAACCUCGGUGCAAUUUGUGAACCAAAUAUAGAAGGUUGCGGCGCCAAUAUCCGUGAUCAACACACUGGAAAAAGCAUCACGCAAUAUUGCAAAUGCGACCCAGGUUAUCAGAUAUACAGCCCUUGCUCUAAAGAAAAAUGUUUCGACAUAUAUGGAAGACCAUUGGUGUGCCCGGGUCAUCCGAAUGCUAGACGCCGCGUGACUCAGUGUGGAAGAUGCCAGGCCUAUUGGAUGGAUAUUUAUACAGGAAAACAAGUUACAUGCCAAAAAAGACAACCAGUAAACUUAGGUGCAGCAUGUGGUCCUGGAGAGAUUCCGGUUCUUGGAUGUCCAGUUGUAUGUCAACAUAUUAAGUGCCCGAAUUAUCCGUAUGCAAAUUGUACAGUUCGAUCUUGUAAUGGGUGCACGGCAAGGUACACCUACUAGGGAAAAGAUGUCACGGCAGAUUGUAACCAAGUCGUGGGAUAAGAAUGGCUGGAGAAAGAAUAAAACUCAAAACUAAUCGAAAUUAAUAGACGUACCAUAUUAGACGUAUUAUUUUCAAUGACCAAGCCGUUUUAUCUUUUCCUCUUUAUUAUGUACAUUAUAUAGAUGUAAUAGUUUGUUUGUAUUCCUCAUUAGACCUUAUCAAUUUUUUGUAAGUGUCUCCUAAAUUGCAUUUGCUGUAAAUAUUUUCGAUUUACUGUUUGCCCUAUAUUGCUUUUAGUUGCAUAUUCCGCCAAACUUGCCCUUCCUAUAAUUUUUCUGUGCUUUUAUCUUGCUUUCCUCGCGUUUUUAUUAGUUGUUAGUAAUUAUUCCGUGAAAGUGACAUUUUCUGUUUUACUGUGUCAUAAUCGCAUACACUUCGAAUGUCGCUGUAAUUGUAUCAGCUGUGACUUAUUCCUAGGAUUUAUUCAUUUUAUCCCUCAUUCAAUUAUAUUUAUUCUAACCUGUAGCGCUGUAGGUGUCGCUGCUUGAAGACCUUCUUAGGUCCCUCGCGACUCCGGU